Trichoderma gamsii is the source of this 1044-nucleotide messenger RNA. RefSeq lists its product as hypothetical. Gene Ontology annotation, molecular function: hydrolase activity. The record is from RefSeq and is a predicted model, not a curated record. NCBI's taxonomy places the organism in Eukaryota, Fungi, Ascomycota, Sordariomycetes, Hypocreales, Hypocreaceae. The transcript has a single exon. Bases 1 to 1044 code for a protein of 347 amino acids.
AUGUCGUCCGACGCAAAGCACGAGGCUCUUCAGCCCCUCCACCCGUCCAUGGCGGGCAAGCUGGAUCCCGCCUUCGAGAAGCUCUACAACGAAAAUGUUGCGCACCGGCCGAUGAAGCCAAUCGACCUCGAGGAGCUGCGCGCCAACUACUCGGUCCUCUAUAGCUAUGGCAUGGCCCCCGCGCCGGACGUUGGGCGCAUCUACGACGACGUGAUCCCGCUGGCUGAUGGCACGCCGCUCCCAGUGCGUGUCUAUGAGCCCGAGACUCCAGGCCCGUGGCCGGUGCACAUCGACUUCCACGGCGGCGGCUGGGGCCUGGGCGACCUCGAGACCGAGGCUCAUAUCUGCAAGCACUACUGCAAAAAGGCCAGCGUGGCCGUCAUCGACGUCGCCUACCGCCUGGUGCCUGAGGUGCCCUUCCCCGCGGGCAUCACGGACAGCUUCGCCGCGGUCCAGUACAUCCACCAACAGGGCGCGCAAAAGUUCAACAUCCGCCCAGACAGCAUCUCAGUCGGCGGCGUGUCGGCUGGAGGCUGCAUCGCUCUGGCAGUGGCUCACUUGGCCCGCGACGCUGCCGUCCCUCUGCGCUUGGUGGCCGUGGGAUCGCCCGUCAUCGACGAUAUUUCGCAGUACGCCUCUGCCAGCGCCUCGCCCUGGCCAUCAAUGCAUGAAAACGAAUUUGCACCGACGCUCAACUGGGCACGACUGGCCUGGUUUGAUAAGCUUAAGGCAUCUUCACUACCCACGGAGCCUGAGGCACACAAGGCUGCCAAGGAGCGCAUCGGCUGGUUCGCCAACCUCCUCAAGGCGCCCAACUUCAAGGACCUGCCCCAUACGCUCAUCUACACAGCCGGGGCUGAUCCUUUGAGGGACGAGGGUGAGAGAUACGCAAAGGUGCUGGUUGAGAAUGGCGUCGAGGUCACGCAGCGGCGCUUCCUCGGAGUUCCGCACCCGUUUCAGCACAUGGACAAGACACUGUGGCAGGCGAGAGAGGCCAUCGAUGGAACAGCCAGGGCGAUUCGGAUAGCGCAUGGGGACUCGUGA